Ailuropoda melanoleuca (giant panda) is the source of this 6873-nucleotide messenger RNA. RefSeq names its product junctional cadherin 5 associated (gene JCAD). The transcript is spliced from 4 exons. Gene Ontology annotation, biological process: positive regulation of blood vessel endothelial cell proliferation involved in sprouting angiogenesis. The record is from RefSeq and is a predicted model, not a curated record. NCBI's taxonomy places the organism in Eukaryota, Metazoa, Chordata, Mammalia, Carnivora, Ursidae. Gene Ontology annotation, cellular component: adherens junction; ruffle membrane. Bases 126 to 4349 code for a protein of 1407 amino acids.
GGUCGCGCUGGUCCCCGGCCGGCCGGAGCGGCGGCGGCGGCACGGGGCAGCAUGAGGGAGCCGCUCGUGUGGGUCCUGCCAACGCGACGGUCCCAGGGGCUGAGCUUUGAUGAAGCCGGGGCACUAUGUACAGCGUAGAAGACCUCCUGAUUUCUCAUGGAUACAAAGUGUCACGAAGUAUCCCAGCGCCCACCGAGGACGAGCGUGAGGGCCGCCGGCAAGCCAGGAGCCGCGCCAGAGCUGGCCAGGGCCUGCUGAAUGGGUGCGACGAUGGCCCCGCAGCCCUCCCCCCCAGCAAGCCGUCCCAGGGGAAGGGACCUGCGAGCACCUCAGAAAACAGCCACCACGCCCCCAGAGCCCGUGGAGAGCCCCAGAGCGCUUUGGCUCCCAGAGCUUCUGAGCUGGGGUUCUAUCAUCAGCCCGUGCUAAGGUGGUCCUCUCAGCCCCAGACUGCUCACGACCACGCCUACUGGAGAAGAAGAGGACAGGAGGUCAGUGGCCUGCUGGGGCCAAGGGACCGAGAAGAUCUGGAGGUCAGGGGAAUGGCCCAAGCACACAGUCUGCCCGUCCACACGAGGGAGGGCCCAUGGGAAGUUGGAGGAAGGACAGAGAAUGUAAUGAAGAAGGCAGUUUGGGAAGAAGAGUUGAGAAUGGCAGGACCCGCCAAGUGGCAGAAUAUAAGCCUGGAGAGCUGGAACCAGCCAAGGAAAUUAGGGCGGCAGAUGUCUGAUGGUGACGGGGAGAAAAUGUUUCAAGAUCUGUACCCAUUCAUGCAAGGAGAGCAGGCAUUGAAUUCCCAAAGCAAAGGGAAAUCCCAGUCCUUGCCCAGGGUUCUUUCCCCUGAGAGCCUGAGUUGCAUGGACAUUCCCAUUCCAUUAAAUGAUGGACAUUUUCCAGGUGUUCCUAAAAUGCCAUUUCAUCCCCCAAAUUGUGCACCAAAUUUGGAAUCCACAAGGAACCCCGAGAAGAGCGGCUCCUCGGUCCCUUUACCCCGGCCUAAGUUUGGGCGGCCCCUGAAGCCCCCGUCUUAUGACUCUCACCAGCACUCCAGGGCGGGAGUGGAGAACAGCGAUUCUCCGGACAGUCAGCGGGCAGACCUGUGCGUCUCCUACUUGAGCAGAGCUCACGAGCCCAGGCUGGAGCUGUGUGCGUCCGACUCUGGCUUAGAGCCUCCGGUGUACGUGCCUCCGCCAUCGUACCGGUCACCGCCCCAGCCCAUCACCAACCCCUACGUGGAGGAGGCAGCGCCCAGGCCUGUGUGUGGCGGUCCCCGUCAGCAGCAGCUUGCGAUGGAGCUGGCCGGCGCCAGCUGUCAGCUUCCUGCCGGCCCCCUGGGAGCCGGGAACGAGUCUGGUGCAAGCCCACGCUCUCCUCGCGGGGUCCCCCAACAGCCCCGGCCCACCACCGCUUACGACAGCUCCGUUCUGUAUAUUCCCUUUGACGACCCCCGGAUCCGACAUUUCAAACUAGCCCACCCCCAGGGUUUCUGUCAGGAAACAAAAGUUGAUGAGAAGUCCUACAGCUCCAGCCCCGGCCCCGCUGGGGCACCUGCUCCUGGACACAGUCAACACGAUGGCGCCGUCUUCAGCCCGCAGAGUGUGAUGACCCCGCCAGGCAGUGUGAGGGGCUCCACCACCACCGAUGCCAGUCCCCGGUGGCUGUGGGGCCACCUCCCCAGGGAUGCAGAGAACGGCGGCUUUUCCAACCAAAGAGAGCACAGUGCUGUGAGAGGACAGUGGCCUGCCGCGGGGGGCAGCCGGCAUGGACACACGGAAGGCCCAGCCCCCUCCCCGAGCCCGCAGGGCGAGAGUACCUGCGAAACUCGAACCAAGCUCAAGAAGCUUGGAACUGGGACUCAGAGCAAGGAAAGUUCAAGGAAAAAAAUGAACGAGACGAUAUUUUGUUUGGUUUCCAUCCCAGUUAAAUCCGAAUCACAUCUGCCAGAUACGGAUACGAACAACAAUGACUUAAAACAGAGCACCCAUAAAAAGAAUGGGCUUGAUAAGAGCACAGUUUUGCAAGAACAAAGUCUGCUGAGCAUGUCUUCCACCGACCUGGAGCUGCAGGCUCUCACAGGAAGCAUGGCUGGGAGAACAGAGUUCCAGAAACAAGAUCUGGGGGAACCAGAAGAAGGCAAACAAACAAAUGACCUCAGAUUCAUUCACCCUACAAAACACAGAGAGCUCAAGUAUUCUGGCUCGUGGCCAGGGCACCAGUACAGAGAUCAGCAAACACAAACCACUUUCACGGAGGACACCAAAAGCCCACAGCCCCUCCCUGCCGAGAAGGCGGGAGGGUCCCCCAAAGCUGUACUGACUCCCAGAUUUUCAGACCCCGUGGCCUCCAAACCUCACGUGCCUGUGGCGUUGGCUUCCAGUGACCAGAACCAGAGGCCAAAGGCCCCUCCCCUCAAAGGUCAAAUGUCCCUCAGCCCCUCCAACAACAGCGCCUUCUCAAGGACUACGUCCUGCAUACACCAGGCACCCGCUCCGAAAGCAGGGCCCGGUCGGGCCUGCGUGGACGGCCAAGGCCGUGGCUCCAGCCCUGGGCCCCGGGGCGAGGUGGUGAAGGGGGAGACCACUGGCCCCUGCAACAGCAGGCAGCUGUUCGGGCAGUUUCUCCUGAAGCCCGUUAGCCGUCGCCCCUGGGACUUGAUCAGCCAGCUCGAAAGUUUCAACAAGGAGCUGCAGGAGGAGGAAGAAUGCGGUCAGAGUGGCAGCGACAGUCGCAGUGAGGACAGUGACACAGAGUGGCCGUGCGAAGGCUAUGCCGAUGCCACGGGCAAGAACUGGGGCUGGCGUGAAGACAGCGGGGCCUGGAGAGCUGAGGAUCCCCGAAAGAGGCUGGCGCUGGAGGAGCCCGGGGCCCAGCCGGGAAGAGUGAAGAGUAAGUCUGAGAGCUGGAGCGAGGAGCAGAAGCCCAGCCGGCCCCGCGCCCCGCCUCAGUCCCCUCCGGGACCCACGACGACAGUGGGCGGCGGCGCUGAAGACUACCCGUGGGCACAUGGAAGCCUGGUAACGCAGGAGGGACACCAGGACGUCGAGCAGAGAAUGAACAAGCUAGCCGUCAGCCCGGGUCCUGUGCACAGAGUGAUGUCUUCUAGGUCAAGUGACGCAAACCCGGUGCCCUCGUCCCAUGCAGCUGAGCUGAGGCCGCCCCAGGGAAGUCAGGAUCUGCCCAAUGCUUCCCUUUCUGGGGAGCUGAGCACCCCAACCCCUCGGACGACUGGGGCUGGAGGGGAGAGGAGCCCGCUGCUCCCUCUCUCUCUUGCCAGCAAACCCCGAGGACUCUCGGCCCCAGACUUGAGGUCUGUGGGGCUGCUGCCCGCACAGGAGCAGAGUGCCCAUAAGUUGGAUGGGUCUUUAGGGGAAGCGAGUGCAAUAGAAAUCCCCCCGAAUGAGUCCCUUCAAGCGAGGGCUGCGAGGAUCCUGGGCAUUGAGGUGGCCGUGGAGUCCCUGCUGCCGGGCGCCAGGAGAACGGGGCAGAACCAGCACCCUGAGCCUGAUGGAAGUGCUCGCGGGCCGGAGGCCCCCAGGGAGGGGUCUGAGUCCAGCUCAGCCCAGCCGGAUGACCCCCCGGCGUCCAUGGACGCCUUUUAUGGCAGGAGAAAGUGCGGCUGGACCGAAAGCCCUCUUUUUGUAGGGGAGAGGGACAGUGCCCGUCGGCCUCCCCCAGCUGCUGAACACUCAAGGGUGGACAGGACUGUCCCCAGCAAGGCCCCCAGCCCCGAGCCUCAGCCCAGCCCCCAGGAGUCCCAGUCCUUCAAUCCCAAGGACAUGGGGACAAAAUCACCCUUCAGGUCCACUCUGUUCCAUUUUAUAGAAAGGACCCCAAAUGUGUCAGGCUCAGAAAAGAGGCUCAGAAGCACUUCCAAAGUGAUUGAAAGUUUACAAGAGAAACUGGCCUCGCCCCCGAGGCGAGCAGACCCUGACCGCUUGAUGAGGAUGAAAGAGGUGAGUUCUGUGUCUCGGAUGCGGCUGCUGAGCUCCCGGAGUGCUGACACCAUGGAGGAGGCUGAGGGACUGAAGGCCGAGAGGGGCCCCGGGGAGCCGCCUGGAGGCCCCGUGUCUUUGAAUGCCGGGGACAUGGCGCGGAAGGCCGGGCACCCCCUCUCUGUCUCCGGGGGCGCCCCCUCGCUGGAAGAAGAUGGGCCCCCGUCGGCGCAGAGGGAGAAGACGACCGUCCGGCAGGACUUCUGGUGCCCAGGUGAGGAGUCGGGCGAGCAGAUUCCUAUGACCCUAGCAGGGUGGAGAGAGUGUGAGGAGAUGCCAGUGAAAUGCGGGAUUGCUAGGCUUCACUCACCGGGUGUCGUCCCGUCUGGCCUGUCUGCCUGGCUCACCCGCGUGUAGGCUGGAGCCUGCUGGCUUGUUGGACGCGGUCACAGCCUCUCCCACUGCCACCAAGAAACUCCUCGUCCCUACAGAAUCACUUUGUGGAAAUAAAGCAGUAGUCCGUUGAAACCAUCUGUUUUCAUAAUAUGAAGAGUUAAUACCUCCAUUUAGAAAGGAGUCACAUAAACUCUGCACAAUGAUGGAUUUAGCCAAGCCUGGUAAAUAGUUUGGUGUUAAUCCGGUUCUAUGUGAAAAUGCGAACGAGAAUGAUUUUGAAAGGACUGUGAAUGUUGUAAAUCCCCCUUGGCCUCUCCACGGCCUGUGGGCCGUGCUCGCGGUAAGGAGUUUGGGACUUGGGCCAACUGCCCGGCGUUCCAGCACUUUGAGUUUAGGGGAAAUGGGAUGAAUAUAUACGACCCGUUUCUAAUCAAUUUGGCUUUCUGCUGCUGCAAGUAGCUCUAUAUACAAGUAACUUGCCAUCAGAGAAUAAAAGCAAUAUCUUUUUAAGUUCCUAAAAGAUUAAAACUUGUACCAUAAUGUACUCAGAAUAUUAUUUAUCUGCGAUGAAACACGUUGAUCAUUCGCAAACAUGCCAUCUUCCGCUUUGCCCUCAGUAUUACCUAUUUUUAUGUUCUGUACGGAUGUUUCGAAAUUCUUUAUAUGAAAAAUAAUUGCUGGUUUAAAAUAGACCAUUUUAACAAAGUAACUAUAUUUCUUUUUACAAAAAAUGCUAUUUUUCUAUGAUGUAAGCAGUUGUGAGGUGGCAGAUUUGUAAGGAAGUGUUAUUUUAUUUAAGAGUCCGUAUCCCCUUGUGUGAGAGGAACCCAGAAGGGGUUCACGUUUGUUCUAAAGCACACAUCCCUUGCCCCUUCACAGCUCAGCUCCUUUUAUCUUAGAAAGAGAUGUCCAUAUAGACAUUGUACAGGGUUAAUGAAACGAACUUUUCACAAAGACGCUUUUGCAAAUGUAGCUGUAAGGUGAUAUUUGAAAAUAACCUGCUCAAAACCAGCCGACAACCUUACAACUAUUUUUGCUGCCAUAUCCUAGAAUUACCAAAAAACAUAGCUUCAUCUCGGUAUGUCUGUGGGGAUCUCCCCUGAGACCAGACUUUCCUCCCCGCCGCCCCCUGCCCCUUUACGAAAUAAUUGUAUUUUUAUCUAGAAUGAUCCUGAAUUAUUAGUCUCUGCAUAGUUUUUAAAAGUGCCAGAGACAUUAUGUAUAUGCCAGUACAAAAGUACUAUGAGGCCAAUGUAUUCACCUGUGUUUACUACUGCGUAGCCUGCACCAAUCUGAUGCGUUUUUGUGUUUGCCCCUUCUUUCGAAGGAAGGGAUCUUGUUAGCUAACACUUCCGGAAUGGUUUCUUGUUGCCUUCCUUCCUACUUCCUUCCCUUUUCUUUCCUUCUUUCCCUCUGUUUCUCUCUCUUUGUUUCUCUCUCGUUUUUCCUUUGAGAAACCACCUUAUCUCUUUUUAGACGUUUCAGAUUCCUAAAAUGUGGACUGUUGGGUGGUCUGCAAUUUGGCCCGCAAACAACUCUGACUGGCCCGUUUUUAUCUGUACCAUAUGACUUUAUUUCAUAAGAACUUCAUGUCUUUGGACUGUAAUAAACAACACAGAAUCUAAGUAAUUCUGAACAGUCGUUUCAAAGACCCUUGUCUGCACUCUUGGUUCUGACUCUUCCUUCUUUCCAGAUUUUGGCCCUUGUGAAAAGCUGUAGUAGGACCUUGCUUUCCCAGCAAAUGAGAUGGGCCAAGUCUCAGCAUUUGGAAUGGCAGAAAAAUUUUCCCAGGGAACAUUUAAUGGGGAAGAGGUCAGUGACUCUUACAGUUGGUGAGUCACUCGAGUCAUCUGCUAGAACCAGACGAGGGUGGCCCACCUGGAGGUCUCUGUGGGGUGUGCUUCCCCCCUUCCGUUGCAAACGGAAGAAUGUAUACGUGUGCAGACAUACGCACGUAGACACGUGCUAUACGUAUCUGUGAGCUCCAGUCCGACGUCCUCUUCAGUUUGGUGACCCCAUCUGAAAACUUCUUUUAAUCAAAAUCACUAAAUUUUCGCUUAUUCCUCAAAAGAAAAGGACCCUGAAGAGAAAAAAUAGGGUAACCUACAUAUAUCAUGAAGCAAAAUAGGGCACUCUUCCCGUUUUUAUUCUAAAUUGUACCAUCGUUCUGAUACUAUUCUGAAUUUAGUUGAAAUUAUCAAUAUUUAUACUUUGAACCUUAAUUUCUGGAUUCCAGCCUGUAUAUAAAUCUCUUGGUGUGUGUGGGGGGAUAACUUUGGCAAUUUGACUUUCAGGCUUGCACAUUCUGAGGUAAAUAAUACAUUCUCUAAUCCAAAAUAGCUUUCCCAGAAGUUUUGAACUUAAUGCUAAUUAUUCUUUUAUUAUUACUACUUGUCAUAUAUGUAACUCUCCAUUAUUAUUUGUGGCCGGGGGAAAAAAAAAAGUUUUCAUAUUUUGUGUUUGUCAUUGUUUUUCUUGUACGUAUGCUAACUGUUGGUGUUUCAUAAUUUGGGGCUUAUAAAAUUAAAAGUUCUACCUUUGACCA